Molecule: messenger RNA, 3542 nt
Organism: Papaver somniferum (opium poppy)
Lineage: Eukaryota; Viridiplantae; Streptophyta; Magnoliopsida; Ranunculales; Papaveraceae
Product: probable alpha-mannosidase At5g13980
Exons: 29
Coding region: 184-3264 (1026 amino acids)
Biological process (GO): mannose metabolic process
Molecular function (GO): alpha-mannosidase activity; carbohydrate binding
Source: RefSeq, a predicted model, not a curated record
UCUGAUCCUACACUAUUUGAAUUUCAUUGUUUCUUCGAUGUUCUCAAUCUCAAAUGAAUUCACAAGGGACAGAUCACAUACAUAGGACAGGCAGUGAAUGUUCCUACUAGUUUCUUAUUGAUUUCCUAUAUAACUUGGUACAUUUUAAGAGAAAAACACUUCUCCGCAUUGCUGGUAUCUCGGAUGCUCAACUUUGAAACUUCCAUGGCUAGCAAUAUCACCACCACUGCUGCACUUGUUGUGUUUAUGCUGUUUUUGGCAAGUUUUGCCGGUGUAAGAUCGAAGUACAUAGCGUAUAAUACUUCUCAAAGUAUAGUUCAUGGGAAGCUUAAUGUUCAUUUAGUUGCUCAUACUCAUGAUGAUGUUGGUUGGUUAAAGACUGUUGAUCAGUAUUAUGUUGGAUCUAACAAUUCAAUCCAGAUAGCUUGCGUUCAAAAUGUCUUGGAUUCUAUGGUUCCGGCGUUAUUAGCUGAUAAAAAUCGCAAGUUCAUUUAUGUUGAGCAGGCCUUCUUUCAGCGCUGGUGGAAUGAACAAAGCGAUACUGUGCAAGAUAUAGUUAAGAAGCUAGUUCGCUCAGGCCAACUAGAACUAAUAAAUGGGGGAAUGUGUAUGCACGAUGAGGCGGCACCACAUUACAUUGACAUGAUCGACCAAACAACACUUGGGCACCGAUUUAUCAAGCAAGUGUUUAAUCAGACUCCUAGAAUCGGUUGGCAAAUCGAUCCGUUUGGUCAUUCAGCAGUCCAAGCUUACUUGCUGGGAGCCGAGGUAGGAUUCGAUUCUUUUUUCUUCGGUAGGAUCGAUUACCAAGAUUUACAACAGCGUAAAAAUGAAAAGCGCCUCGAGUUUGUCUGGCAAGGUUCUAAGACCCUUGCUUCAUCAGCUCAGAUUUUUGCUGGUGCACUGACCAGAAAUUAUGAACCUCCCAGCAGUAACUUCUACUUCGAAGUUAAUGAUGCAUCUCCUGUGGUACAGGAUGACCAUGACUUGUUUGAUUACAAUGUCCAAGAGAGAGUCGAUGAUUUUGUAGCUAAUGCGAUAUCACAGGCAAAUGUAACUCGAACAAAUCAUAUAAUGUGGACCAUGGGGACAGACUUUAAGUACCAAUACGCAAAUUCAUGGUUCCGUCAGAUGGACAAGUUCAUACACUAUGUGAAUAUGGAUGGGCGUGUCAAUGCACUUUAUUCAACUCCAUCCAUUUACACCGAUGCAAAAUGGGCAAGUCAUGAAUCCUGGCCGCUCAAGACCGGCGAUUUUUUUCCCUACGCGGACCGAGCAAAUUCUUACUGGACAGGAUACUUCACCAGUAGACCUGCUUUGAAACGCUAUGUCAGGGUGUUGAGUGGUUACUAUUUGGCAGCAAGGCAACUGGAAUUCUUUAAAGGGAGGAAUAAAUCAAGGCCUAAUACGGACAGUUUAGCCGAUGCAUUGGCAAUUGCUCAGCAUCAUGAUGCAGUUAGUGGAACAUCUAAGCAGCAUGUAGCUAACGAUUAUGCAAAACGACUAUCAAUGGGUUAUGUCGAGGCUGAGGAUUUGGUUGCAUCUUCACUUGCUAGCUUGACAGAUUCAACUAGAAAUCGAAGUUCUGGGAAACCGGCAACUAAAGUUGAGCAGUGCCCACUUUUAAACAUAAGUUAUUGUCCACCGACUGAAGUCGAUUUGUCUCGUGGGAAAAGUUUUGUCAUUGUUGUCUACAACGCACUUGGGUGGAAGAGGGAGGAUAUCGUCCGGAUUCCUGUUACCAGCGAAUCAGUGACGGUCCGGGAUUCCAGUGGAAGAGAAAUUGAAUCACAGCUCUUACCACUGUCCAGUGCUUCUUUGAACAUAAGAAACUAUCAUGUCAAGGCAUACUUGGGUAAAUCACCAAGUGAUACACCCAAGUAUUGGCUUGCAUUUUCUGCAUCUGUACCUCCUCUUGGUUUCAGCACCUACACUGUUUCUGGAACCAAAACAGGAGGUGCUAGUUUGUCCAAGUCAACAGUUUAUGGAUCAAAAAGAAAUGGAAAUGGAACUUUAGAAGUUGGGCAAGGAAACUUGAAACUUAUAUAUGAUGUUCAUCAAGGAAAACUUACUCAGUAUAUCAAUAGAAGAAGCUUGGUCAAAGCUCCUCUGCAUCAGUCAUAUAGUUUUUACACUGGUUAUGACUACAGUGAUAUUCAAGACCCUCAGGCAUCUGGAGCAUAUAUAUUUCGUCCUAAUGGUACAUUUCCGCUUAGAUCUGGCUCAAAGGUUCCUGUGACUGUUCUACGAGGACCAGUAUUAGAUGAAGUACACCAACAGGUUAAUGAAUGGAUACAUCAGAUCACAAGAGUGUACAAGGGGAAGGAACAUGCUGAAGUGGAAUUCAUUGUUGGGCCGAUACCUAUUGAAGAUAAACUUAGUAAAGAAAUUACAACUAAAAUUUCGACUACCUUGAAGACCAACAAAACGUUCUACACGGAUUCAAAUGGACGGGAUUUUAUCAAAAGGGUCAGAGACUACAGAGCAGAUUGGGACUUACAAGUAAACCAACCUAUAGCUGGAAACUACUAUCCAAUUAAUCUUGGAAUAUAUAUAGAAGAUGACAAGACUGAGCUUUCGGUUCUGGUAGACCGGUCAGUGGGUGGAUCCAGUUUAAUGGAUGGACAAGUAGAGCUGAUGCUCCAUAGGAGGUUGGUUUAUGAUGAUUUCAGAGGUGUUGCAGAAGCACUGAGUGAAACAGUCUGUGUCGCUGAUAAAUGCACGGGGUUAAUAAUUCAAGGCAACUUUUAUCUCAGGAUUGACCCUCUGGGGGAGGGAGCCAAGUGGCGCCGUUCAUUUGGUCAAGAAAUAUAUUCGCCGUUUCUCUUAGCCUUCAGUGAACAGGACGGUGAUAAUUGGAGGAGUUCUCAUGUUACGUCUUUUUCAGGGAUGGAUCCCUCUUACAGUCUACCUGAUAAUGUUGCAAUGCUAACCUUACAGGAGCUUGUAGACGGAAAAGUACUUGUACGAAUGGCUCACCUAUACGAGAUGGGUGAGGACAAGGACUUAUCAAGGAUGGCGCACGUGGAACUAAAAAAACUGUUCCCAUACAAGAAGAUUGGCAAAGUAACAGAAAUGAGCUUAUCAGCUAACCAAGAAAGAGCUGAAAUGGAGAGAAAGAGAUUGGUCUGGAAAAAUGAAGGCUCCUCGAAGGUAAAACCACCUAAGGUGGUGAAGGGUGGGGCGCUUGACCCGGCGAAAUUGGUCGUUGAACUAGGCCCAAUGGAAAUUCGUACGUUCACUAUCGAUCUUGGUGGACAUUGACGGUGGAACGAACUAUCGACUUCGGUGGACAUUGAUGGUGGUUUGUUCCAGACAUUGAUGGUGGUUUGACGGUGGAACGAACUAUCUUCUUGAAUCUCUAGUAAAAUGACUUGUGGGGAAGAGAUGUUGUGGCUAGCAAGGGCACUGAGUUAAUGUGUUGGACAAUAUCUUGUUUAUCAGUUUAAUAAUAAUCUUCUAAAAAUGAUGAAAACGAAAUCAUUUGAUGAUGUAAAGAGGAAUCCAUUUUCGUUCAGAAACAGUUUGGCGAUUUAGUUUUA